CUAUCUACUCUCACUUUUUAUUUUUUAUUUUCCUAACAGCAACUUCUGCGUUGACCAGCUUUACUUCAAAUCUCCCUACUUGAUACGGAAGCUGAUUGGAGUGGAUUCCUGGCACCUCUACCAUGGACGAUCCAGAAAAACUUCACAUAGUCAUGUUCCCAUGGCUAGCUUUCGGUCACAUACUCCCAUACUUAGAGCUGUCCAAGCUCAUAGCUCAAAAGGGUCACCGCAUCUCCUUCAUAUCCACCCCCAGAAACAUCGACCGCCUCCCAAAACUACCUCCAAUUUUACAACCUCUUAUCAACUUAAUCAAGCUUCCACUGCCCAAAGUCGACAACCUCCCUGAAAACGCUGAAGCUACCACUGAUCUUCCCUACGAAAAGAUUCCCUACCUCAAGAAGGCAUUCGACGGCCUCCAAGAACCUGUGACCCGCUUCCUCAUAAAUUCACAUCCCGACUGGGUAGUUCACGACUUCGCCCCUCACUGGUUGCCGCCUGUCCUGGAUGAGCAUGGGGUUUCACGGUCCUUCUUCUCCAUUUUCGGUGCAUCGACCUUAUGUUUCAUCGGAUCCACGUCCAUCAUGCUGGGUGACGGUGAUCCACGUAAGGAGCUCCAUCAGUUCGCGGUUCCUCCUCCGUGGGUCCCUUUUCCCUCCAACUUGGGUUUGCCUCCGUUCCAGAUGAAGCGAAUCUUAGGCUAUGACGAACCCAACCUUUCUGGAGUUUCAGACUCAUAUCGAAUGGGUUCGGUCAUUUCAGCUUGUGACGUGGUCGCUGUACGAAGCUGUGCAGAGCUUGAAUCUGAAUGGCUGGACCUUCUCAGAGAGCUUUACCACAAACCAGUACUUCCAAUAGGGCUACUGCCUCCUUUGGCGCCUGUUAGCGGAGAGGACGACUCGUGGAUUCCAAUCCUUGAGUGGCUAGAUAAACAAGAGAAAGCGUCUGUGGUUUACGUGGCACUCGGAAGCGAGGCGACGCCAAGGGAAGAUGAACUCACUGAGUUGGCUCUUGGGUUAGAGCUAUCAGGGUUGCCCUUCUUUUGGGCAUUGAGGAAGCGGCACGACUCAGUUGAGUUACCAGAUGGUUUCGAGGAUCGAACCAAAGAUCGUGGAGUGGUUUGGAGGACGUGGGCGCCUCAACUCCGGAUAUUGGGUCACGAAUCAGUUGGGGGCUUUGUGACUCACUGUGGUUUGAGUUCAGUUGUUGAGGGACUGUAUUUUGGACGUGCCCUUAUCAUGUUUCCGCUGUGGGGAGACCAGGGGAUCAUUGCUAAGGCUUUCCAAGAAAUGAAAGUGGGGAUUGAGAUCCCAAGAGAUGAAGAGGAGGGUUUGUUUUCUAGCAAGUCGGUGGCCCAGACAUUGAGCUUGGUGAUGGUGGAAGAGGAAGGAAGGAUUUACAGGGAGAAAGCUAAGGAGUUGAGCAAGCUUUUUGGAGAUCAGGAUCUACAGCAACGUUAUAUAAAUGAUUUUGUUGAAUAUCUCCAAAACCACAGGCGUAAUCGGAAAGAUUGAGUUGCUAUAUUAGAUGCUGCAUCUGUCUUCAAUGAAGGUGUCUUUGGCACUCGGCGAAUAAUCGAACAAGCUUUCUUCAAUUUUAAAUCACAAAAGUCCAACCAAAAUCUUGUGAAAGAUUUUUCCAUUUACCUUUUAUGUAUUCAUGGGUUUGUUUGAAUUUUCCAAAAGAAAAUGUCUAUGUUUACGAUAGAUAAUCUCUCCCGAUCUUUUCAUGGGUUUGUUUGAAUUUUCCAAAAGAAAAUGUCUAUGUUCACGAUAGAAAAUCUCUCCCGAUCUUGUGUGGUGGCCGAAGUGCCGAGAGUCACAUCCAACCCUCCAAUAUGUUCAAAGAUCUCGAAUAUAAAUAAAUGGUUCAUGUAUACUUCACAAUUA
This is a messenger RNA of Vitis riparia (riverbank grape), 1886 nucleotides long. RefSeq names its product putative UDP-rhamnose:rhamnosyltransferase 1. Lineage: Eukaryota; Viridiplantae; Streptophyta; Magnoliopsida; Vitales; Vitaceae. The coding region runs from base 123 to 1511 and encodes 462 amino acids. The transcript has a single exon. Gene Ontology annotation, molecular function: UDP-glycosyltransferase activity. The record is from RefSeq and is a predicted model, not a curated record.